Messenger RNA from Eupeodes corollae, 3081 nucleotides. RefSeq names its product glutamate receptor ionotropic, kainate 2-like. Gene Ontology annotation, cellular component: postsynaptic membrane; plasma membrane. The record is from RefSeq and is a predicted model, not a curated record. Gene Ontology annotation, molecular function: glutamate-gated receptor activity; transmitter-gated monoatomic ion channel activity involved in regulation of postsynaptic membrane potential. Gene Ontology annotation, biological process: synaptic transmission, glutamatergic; monoatomic ion transport; modulation of chemical synaptic transmission. The coding region runs from base 188 to 2947 and encodes 919 amino acids. The transcript is spliced from 15 exons. NCBI's taxonomy places the organism in Eukaryota, Metazoa, Arthropoda, Insecta, Diptera, Syrphidae.
GAAGAAGUCAAAAACGUUGGUAUUUUUGGAUUUUAGUUUUUUUAGAACUGCAAGUUGCAAGGUUGUGGUGGUGCUUAAUGGAAUGCAUUCUCGGUUUUCUUUUCUUUGCACAACUAAAGUGAAAAAGUUCAAAUUAAUUUAGAAACAAUUAUUAAAUUUAAAAAAAUAAAAAUUAACAGUGAUAGUGAUGGAGUGUAGAAAAGAUUGUCAUUCACUUUCUUUAAUACUCCUUGGCAUAAUAUCAAUAACUACGAGUAUGCUUCUUCAAGUGGAUGGACAGACAAUUAACGUUGGACUGCUUUAUGAAUCCACAAAUUCCGGCAUGGAAAAGAUAUUUCAAAAAGCAAUUGAUGACGCCAAUGAAAGCAAUGAAAUCAGCCAAUUAUCCGCCGUUACAACUGCUAUAACUCCUGGAAAUGCUUUUGAAACAUCAAAGAAGCUUUGUAAAAUGCUCCGAUCAAGUGUAAUCGCAGUCUUUGGACCAUCUACCACCUUACCCGCCGCACAUGCUAUAAGCAUUUGUGAUGCCAAGGAACUACCAUUUAUGGAUACUCGUUGGGAUUUUUCCGUGCAAUUGCCAACCAUCAAUCUACACCCCCACCCGACGCAAUUGGCUGUGGCUUUACGAGAUUUGGUCAUAACGCUCGGGUGGCGAGGGUUUACUAUUCUCUAUGAAACUGGUGAAUAUCUUUCAAUUGUAAAUGAAUUACUUAAGCUGUACGGAACGAAUGGUCCAGUUGUUACACUUCGUCGGUAUGAACUCGACAUCAACGGUGACUACCGCAAUGUGCUGCGAAGGGUGAAAAAGUCUGAUGACUUUUCAAUAGUGGUUGUAGGAUCCAUCGAAACUCUUCCGGAACUUUUAAGUCAGCUUCUUCAAGUUGGAAUUAUGAACGACGAAUAUCGCUAUGUAAUAGGAAACCUAGACUUGCAAACUAUCGACCUCGAGCCAUACCAAUAUGGUGAUGUUAAUAUAACGGGUUUUCGGUUAGUUUCACCAGAGAACCAGCGCGUAAUGGAAAUACUGAAAUCCUUGGAUGGGAACGAGGAGGCUUCUUUUCAAAAUGUUUCCUGCCCGAUGAGUGUGAACAUGGCAUUGGCCUAUGAUGGAGUCCAGUUACUGGCUGAAACAACUAAGUAUGUCAAUUUUCGACCAGUUCAAUUAAAUUGCAAUGACAACGAGAGCUGGGAAAAGGGUUUCACUUUGAUAAACUACAUGAAGUCGCUCUCAAUAUCAGGCAUAACUGGCGAAUUGAAAUUCGACAAUCAAGGGCUACGCACCGAUUUUCAGCUUGACACAAUUGAGUUGACUUCUUCGGGACUUUCCAAAAUAGGCACAUGGUCUUCAUCUCAAGGAUUUUCGAUAAAUCGCAAGCCAAUCCAAAAUUCCUUCGAAGUUGAUAAUCGUUCCUUGGUGAAUAAGACUUUUGUUGUUAUUACAGCUUUAACUGAUCCAUAUGGUAUGCUUAAAGAAACACCUGCCAAAUUAGAAGGAAAUGAUCGAUUUGAAGGAUUUGGAAUUGAUCUAAUUGCAGAACUUGGAAGUAAACUUGGUUUUAACUUUGUAUUUAAAAUACAGGAAGACAGUAAAUAUGGCUCACUCGAUCCAGUGACAGGAAAAUGGAAUGGAAUGAUUUUAGAAAUUAUAGAAGGUAGAGCUGACCUUGGCAUAACUGAUUUAACAAUGACAUCGGAUAGGGAAAGUGGUGUUGAUUUUACCAUUCCCUUUAUGAAUCUAGGAAUUGCAAUUUUAUACAAAAAGCCCGUCACGGAGCCGCCGAAACUGUUUUCGUUCAUGUUACCGUUCUCAGGAGAAGUCUGGUUAUUACUGGGAUUGGCUUACUUCGGGGUUUCGGUGAGCCUGUUUGUUCUGGGGCGUUUAUCUGCAGCCGAAUGGGAUAAUCCGUAUCCUUGUAUCGAAGACCCAACCGUACUAACAAAUCAAUUUAGUUUCGCCAACUCACUUUGGUUUACAGUUGGCGCUCUAUUUCAACAAGGAUCAGAAAUAGCCCCAAAAGGAUUAUCGACGAGAGUAGUUGGAUCAGUCUGGUGGUUCUUCACAAUUAUCCUUGUAUCUUCUUAUACUGCUAAUUUAGCUGCUUUUCUAACCGUCGAAUCUGUCAGUUCCCCUAUUGAAAAUGUUGAGGAUCUUGCAGCUGGAAAGGGAAAUGUCAAAUAUGGUGCCAAGCGUGGUGGAAGUACUUUUACCUUCUUUCAAGAAGCGAAUUAUCCAACUUAUCAAAAAAUCUAUGAAUUCAUGAAAGACAAUCCACAAUAUAUGACAACGACGAAUAAUGAAGGUGUCGAACGUGUUGAAAAAGAAAAUUAUGCUUUUUUUAUGGAAUCUACUUCAAUUGAGUAUGUUGUUGAACGGAAGUGCACUCUGGGACAAGUCGGAUCGCUGUUGGAUGAAAAAGGCUAUGGGAUUGCUAUGCGAAAAAAUAGUCCUUAUAGAGAUGUCCUUAGCCUGGCCAUUUUAGAACUUCAAGAACAGGGUGUUCUGGCAAAGAUGAAAACUAAAUGGUGGAAAGAAAAGCGUGGAGGAGGAGCAUGUUCGCAAGAUGAUGGUAACAGUCAGGCCAGUGAGUUGGGAAUGCCAAAUCUGGGUGGUGUAUUUUUCGUUCUGUUUGUUGGAUGCAUCCUUGCAAGUCUUAUAGGAGUGUGCGAAUGGAUUUUGAGUAUUUACUUCACAGCCCAAGAGAAUAAGGUACCAUUCAAAAUCGUAUUUCGUGAUGAAUUUAAAUUUGUGAUGCAAUGUUCAGGAAAUACUAAGGCAGUUAAAUAUCCAAAAAUAUCAAGGAGUUCAAGCUCAAGUGAGUGUUCCUAUGGUAGUUCUGGUUUUAAGUCCAAGAGAUCCUCGGAGAGUAUUGAUUCUAUACCAAUGGAAAACUGGGACGACAGUAGAGUACAUAAUUAUCACAGUGAAUAUGAAAAGAGUCACAAAUAAAAGUGACACAUAGAACGAAUAUAUUUAUUGUUAAAAUAUUCUAAAACAAUUGCAUGAAUGAGUUGAAUGAAAAAAAAAAACAAUUUGAAACUCUAUAUAAUUCUUUGUUAUAUUAUUAAAUUUUGAUAUUAUCC